UCAGUUCUCAGUAAAGAAAUUUCAAAUUUCAUCUCUCUCUCUUUCUCUCUCUCUCUCUCCCUCGGUGAGUUCCUGCGUCUCAGAGAGGAAGCUUUCUGGGCUUUUCUUUCAUUGCAGACUUUUUCUAGUUGGUGCCGGUGAGUUCCUGCGUCUCAGAGAGGAAGCUUUCUGGGCUUUUCUUUCAUUACAGACUUUUUCUAGUUGGUGCUUCCAAGGGGGAUUUGAAGCAGCUGAGAACAGCCGUUUCUGGAUUUCAGUCGGUGGGGGACGUAAUGGCUCGCAAGCGUAAAAGUUCUGGAAACAAGGACAAUAUGCCCGAGGAGAAGGAAGUUGAGCCUAGAAGCUCACAUUCUUCAGAACGAGUGGAAGAGCAAUCUGAUUGUGCGAAUCCUUUGACGGAGAAGGUGGACGCUUUGGUGGAGAAAGUGAAUUCGCAGCCUAGUAAGGAAGCAAACACUACAAAAUCAUAUUCUCGGAAGAAAAAGAUGAAGUACCAAGUUGCUAUUGUACCUAACAAAGAGCAUUCUGAUUGUGCGAAUCCUUUGACGGAGAAAGUGGACGCUUUGGUGGAGAAAGUGAAUUCGCAGCCUAUUAAGGAAGCAAACACUACAAAAUCAUAUUCUCAGACGAAAAAGAUGAAGUACCAAGUUGCUACUGUAAGGCGAUCUGGUCGCAUUAACAACACUGUUGUGACUGCGCAAAAUCAAGACAUUGAGCUUGUUACUGAAGAGGUAAUCCUUGGAGAAAGCCAGAAGGAAGACGGACAAGUUAAUGUGGAGAAACAACUUCCAAGGUUGACAACGGAAGAGAAAGGCAUGGAAGAAAAAAUUGACUAUAUUUCACGACUUUUGGAAGCACAAGGAAAGAAUAUGGAGGAAAUGAUAUCCAAGGAGCCAAGAAGAGACUCUGGGAGUAACAGCCGUAAUAAGGGAUACAAAGGCUUGUACAUAACCUCCCAAAAUAAGGUUGAUGCUUUGACAAAGGAAAACCAUCGGCUUUUACUGAAGCUAGAAAAUGCGCUCGCAAAACUCGAAGGAUAUGAGAAAGGAACGCGAGUGGCAACCGAAUGGAUGCAGAGUUUGAGGGACAUUACUUUGAUUUCGAAUGUGAGUGUGACGAGAAGAACUGAGAAAGCCAUAUGCAAUGCACUCUCUUCCCAGGCCAGAGGAAGAAAGACUCGUGAAAAGAAGUGAAACAAAUCCACAUGCAAUGCACUCUCCUCUCCUAACACGGAGUUCUUCUCUAAUGUUAUGUCCAUGUUUUGUAUUUAGCUAAUUAACUGCAAAGACCAAUUAACAGUGUUGGAUGGGAUUGUUUUCAACAUUUGAGCUCGAGUAUGUACUUAUUUGUGUUUGGCAACUUACUCUUUUAACAUUUUCCAGCAUCAUCGGCGGUAUGCUAAGAAA
Messenger RNA from Morus notabilis, 1406 nucleotides. RefSeq lists its product as uncharacterized. The transcript has 7 exons. Lineage: Eukaryota; Viridiplantae; Streptophyta; Magnoliopsida; Rosales; Moraceae. The coding region runs from base 273 to 1193 and encodes 306 amino acids. The record is from RefSeq and is a predicted model, not a curated record.